Episyrphus balteatus (marmalade hoverfly) is the source of this 836-nucleotide messenger RNA. RefSeq lists its product as uncharacterized. The transcript is spliced from 2 exons. NCBI's taxonomy places the organism in Eukaryota, Metazoa, Arthropoda, Insecta, Diptera, Syrphidae. The coding region runs from base 93 to 791 and encodes 232 amino acids. Gene Ontology annotation, cellular component: extracellular region. Gene Ontology annotation, molecular function: chitin binding. The record is from RefSeq and is a predicted model, not a curated record.
UAAAUUAUUUUGAAUUAACAUCAGUUUCAAAUAGACAUUUGUAUGACUGAUUGUUUAAACGUCAAAAGAUAAUAUACAGAAACAAUAUAAUCAUGUCUCAUACCUUGGGACUUUUGACAACUCUCCUCUGUGGAUUGGUUUUCGUUAACAGCUUUGCUAUUGAAUCCCGAUCAAGUGGUGUAAAUGAAGAAGUCUACGGAAAAUAUGUUUGUAAUGGUAAACAAAAUGGCGCCCGAAUCAUGGUCCCUGGAUCAUGCUCAAAAUACUUUCAAUGUAAAGCUGGAAAAAGUGUUGUAAACACUUGCGCAAGUCCAAAUAAAUUCUUCGAUUCAUCAUCUGGAAAUUGUGUGGCAACAUCGAGUUGCAUUGAGCCCAAAGGUGAUUGCUCAACAGCCAAACCCAAACCAACACCACCAUGUAAUAACAAAAAGACCACUGCCACAACCCAAUCUACUCCAAUGGAUUCCACUAGUAUUCCUAGUACGGGAAGUACACCUUGUAUUGGUACAGCAUGUGAAAUCAAAAGUCAAAUUCAACAGGAAAAAGUACAGAAAGAACUUGAAGAACAAUUUAUUAAAUACUUUGCUAUUCCUGGACAAAAAUGCGAAUCUUCUGGUGGGUCUUGUCGUGGUCUGGCUAAUGGAACAAUUAUUCCCCACAAAAACAACUGUAAGAUGUAUUUAGCAUGUUUCAGUGGUUGUGGAGCUGAAAUUUUGUGCCCAGCUUCGUUAAGUUUCAACCAAAAAACUCUGCUGUGUGACAGACCAGAGAAUGUCAAAUGCACUGCAUAGUUGAACAUUGGAAUAUUUAAUAAAAGAAUUUAAAACUUAUUAAAA